Molecule: messenger RNA, 1158 nt
Organism: Kwoniella botswanensis
Lineage: Eukaryota; Fungi; Basidiomycota; Tremellomycetes; Tremellales; Cryptococcaceae
Exons: 11
Coding region: 1-1158 (385 amino acids)
Biological process (GO): regulation of DNA-templated transcription
Cellular component (GO): nucleus
Molecular function (GO): transcription cis-regulatory region binding; DNA-binding transcription factor activity, RNA polymerase II-specific
Source: RefSeq, a predicted model, not a curated record
AUGCCAAAUUACACACCCUUUCCUACCUCCGAUCAACAUCUACAAUCCUCUUCAGCGCCGUCCAGAGCGAUCAACAAUGGAACGGCCGAUGUCGGGGUGGCGCAGACGAUUAUGAUAUUGAUGUAUUGGAAAUUACCGGCUGAUACGUCUUCGUGGAGGAAGAUUGGGAUAGCUAUAAGGAUGGGGUAUCAGCUUUAUUGGCAUGUACCUAGGACGCAGCCUUUGCCGGAGGAUGAGAUGAUGGCGAGGAAGAUUCUGAACUCGGAGAGGACUUGGAUGUGUCUAUUCUGUCAGUAUCAUCAUUUUCAUCUGUCAGAUCAGGAUAAGUUGAGUCAAACAUAUGGUCUUCCAUUCGCAAUACAGCCCAAUCAUAUGAUGGAUGCAGGUAACUGGGCUAGAGAGCAUGUCUACCUAGGUCCUUCGGUUGAUCUACAUCUCGCUUCGUCAAUCGAAUUGUGCAGACUCAAAGAUCAGUGGCGCGCGAUCUGCGAUUCCACCUUCCAGUCUCUGGCAUAUAACGAUGCGGCUUUGGAAAGCGUACAUGCGCAAUGUGAGGCUUUGUUGAGCAGAUACUGGAGGAAGGAGGCUCCUCCGGCAGGAUUUGAAUACGAGAAAGAACAUGUCGGUCUGUGGGCUACCCUCGAUUUUAUGCUUACUCUCAAGAGGCAUUAUCUUGAAGCUUCACCCAACGAUCCAAUCAGGAUUGACGCCUGUCUAUCUUACGCUUCGAGAAUCACUGAUGAGAUAGACGCCGUGGCGGACAAUGGUGAUCUGGAGAUUAUGCAGGACACUAGCUCGGUCAUGGCAUCGUCCCUUACCAUGCUAUUGCGAAAGAUAUUCCAUCUGUCCAGCAUAACUCAGAAACUACUCAUCAUCACUCUUCUCCAACGUAUUCUCACAGCAUAUACCAGAGCAUCCGGAACAGAGGUCAACACUGCUCCAGCCUAUGUGGCAAGAUUCGUCCAAAGAACGCUAAGAGCCAUAGGGAUGGAAUCGAAAGCUGGGUCUCCGAUGAGAGAUCAAGUAGGAACUAGUAGUGGAAAUGCGGGAGAGACGUUGUUAGGUGAAGGUGAUCAACCGGAUUUCAUGGCCCAGCUGCAACAAUUCAUGGGAGUGCCGGAUGAGAUUGCUGGAAUGAACGAUGAUGAUUACUGGUAA